AAUCGCGGUCGAUGUGUUUUCUCGUCAUCGGGAUUGGUUCGUAUUUGAAUUGUUGACGAAGCCAAGCGCUGCCGAAGAAUCGUUACGUGCACGCGUAUAUCGGCGGUAUCGCCAGUUUUUCUGGCCAUCGGGGCAGAUCGAGCUUGUUAUUUGUUUAUCCACGGAAUCAUUGACAGUGCGAAGAAGACAUUAACGUGACCUCCUGCGGCGAUUUCAUGUGUAAUUAACAUGCAGCCGCGUUCGAAUCCUGCCGCUACUCGCCAUCGCCACGGAAAGACGACAAAAGACGAUUAACAUCGAGGGUGCACACGGUUCGCUGGCUAUUCGUACGCGUUUUACUGUUCGUUUUUUCGAGCACGUGCAAGCUUGACAACAAAGUUGCGACGAGUUUUCGACAGGCGCACAGUGACGUACCACCGCGCCGCGAAGCCUGAGAAUCCGUUUGACCCUCGCCGGACGAACCCUGGAACAAUUUUUUUUUUCUUUCUCGACGUAGUUCUGAUCUAACCCGAAACUGCGGUUCUGUCUGUGAAUAAAUUCACCGGUUAAAUUUUAGGCGAUCCUCGAUGUUUGCCGCAAACGUGCGUACAUAAAUACGCGCGACAUUCCUGUUUUCGUAGUCAUGUUCUUGCGAUAACUUCGAUUCCCGGUCGCUUCUCGUGUAGAUCGCAAAAAUUCGGGCUCUUCAAUGAACUAAGGUUGCCUCGAUACGCGCUGUUGUAUACCGUUCAUGCACAACGAUCUUCAGGAUUCGACCUCUUUUUUGGAAGUAUUCCGAUAUCUGCCGUCGGUCAUCAUAGCUGUCCACUGCAUUCGCAUGAAUUUUAUUUGACAUACAGGAAGAAGUAACUUUCACGUAGAUCGAAACAGGGCAGUGACUUCUACACUAACAGUUCCCCCCGUUCGCGUUAUAUUUUGGAGUAAUGGCACAAUUACGUGGAGAACAGCGCCGUUCAAGAUAGUGUCGAAGGGGAGACAUUGUUCACGAUACGUGCGUGGCCACUCGCGUGCGUGCAUGGAAAAGAAAGACGACCGCAGGACCCCGAGGUACGAAGGAGCACGCGGCGGAGCAAGGUGGCUCCGCUAACGGCACGAGCGGCGGUGAAAAAAUGUCGAGCGCCGCGGACAGUCCCGAUGGGCUGGCUCUGCAGUCACAUUAUUCCUUACGGUGGAAUAAUCAUCAGACCCAUAUACUCCAAGCUUUCGAGGCGUUGCUGCACGCCGAGAUACUUGUCGACGUGACCCUGGUAUGCGCCGAUAACAGCUACAAGGCGCACAAGGUUGUCCUUAGUGCCUGCAGUCCAUUUUUCGAGAGGAUUUUUGCGGAGCACCCGUGCAAGCAUCCUGUGAUCGUGUUGAAGGACUUUCCUGGAAACGAAGUUGAAGCGCUGAUCGACUUUAUGUACCGUGGCGAGGUGCGGGUCGGUCGCGACAAUUUGCCCGGUCUGAUGAGAGCUGCGGAGAGUCUGCAAGUGCGUGGAUUGGCGUCGUCGGAGCCAAGACCGGCGUCCCCGCCGGAGACGCCGACCGCCGAUCUUCUUCUGGGCGAGCCGUCGACGCCCGAAGGCGCCAGGCACAGCACUCCGGAGGAGGACGACAACGCGUCGGAGAGCACGGCGCCGGCAUCCACACGGGAACCAAUGACGGCCACGACGCCCACAAUCUAUCAUCCGGCGAGGGAUCAUCGAGACAGGUUACCGCACAUGAGUCACUUGAACUUUGGGAUGCGCGAGCUACGGGAGAGCUGCCCAUCGCCGUUGUUACCUCGUCGAAAACAGGCCCGGCCGCGGAGAAGAUCCAGUGAUCUCGUACCGCAGGAUCUCAGCCGACCGCAUCCGCCGGCUAGCCUGAGCCCACCGACGAGCGGACUGAACCUGAGCGGCGGCAGUCAACUGCAGUCACAGCAUCACCAACACCAUCAACAGUCGUCGAUUUCGCAGAACCAGCAACACCAGCAGGAGGACAUAGCGGAGAAUCUCUCGAUGAAAAGGACAUUGUCACCGAGUGGACUCGAUCAACAUCAUAUGAAGGCGGAGAGCAGCGAGACGACGAGUAGUCCGCGAGGAUCGCCUUUAACCGGCACGAGUCUGUUACAUCCCGACGGAUCGCUCCAAGAUAUUCCGUCUGCAGCAGCAGCAGCGGCGGCGGCGGCGGCUGCAGCAGGCCUUCCAGGGAUAUCGGCGUUGUCGUUGACGCCGCCGCAUCAUCACAGCGAGUACCUGACGAGUCUGGGCCAGCUGGCGGCCCAAUGGUUGCCAAAUCAUCCGCAGAGCCAACUGCCACCACCGCAUCCGGGUCAUCAUCCGCGGGAAGGUAGUCCGCACGGGUCGAGCAGGACACACCCUUAUCAGCAGUCCCAGCAACAACAGCAGCAGCAACAACAGCAAGAAUCACCGCUGACACCGCGACGUAGUUCUGUGUCGAUGUUCCCUUUGGACGGUGUGGCGACCCUUGGCGGAGGACUGUUCCCUCACGCCGGUGCUCUCGACAGGGGAUCCCUUUUAGCGGAUAUCCACGAUAGCUUUAAACCGGAAACGCUGCACGGUCUGUUCGGCGCGGCGGGGCUAGGCGGUCAUCAUCCAGGAAAGAAGCCCAAGAAGCACAGGGGCGACGGCGACACGCCGCGCAGAUGGGGUGACCACGGAAGUCGGGGUUUGCCGGUGGGAAGACCGAAAGGUCAGCACAGCGCGCCCAGGGGCGGACCCCCGAGGUCGUGGACGAACGCGGAGCUGACCGAGGCGCUUCAGCACGUUUGGAAUAAGAAGAUGACGACGUCGCAAGCGAGCAGAAUCUUUGGUAUUCCGUACAACAGCCUUCUGAUGUACGUGCGAGGGAAAUACGGGAAGAGUCUGAAGCUCGAGCAGCUCCGAAGGGAUUGCACGGGCGCGACGGCGGGCGACGUCGUGAUGAACUCGUUGAACAACAACGUCAAGACCGUCCAACCGCCCACGCAAAUGGCCCACCCGCUCUCCGGUCUACCACCGCAUCCAGGCGACGACAGCGGAUUUCCUCAUCAUUCGUUGCUAGGUGGUAACCUGCCACAGGGUUUCUUUCCCGACUUUGCGACCGCGGCGUUCCCCGUGCCAGUUAGUAUGGUGCAUUUGCUACCGCCGAGCGAACAGAAGGCCUUCGAACCAGCCGGGAACUCGGGCGGCGGUGGCAAUGGCGGCGGCGGCGGCGAACUCUCUACUUCGCGGAAUAGUCGAACACCGUCACCGAUCGAUCACCAUCACCACCAUCAUCACGAAUCACUGCAGCCGCAGCCGCCCCAAUCGGCGCCCGCGCUACUUCAACAAAACGGUUCGGAUUAGAAACAAAUGUCGCUUUAUUCGUGAUCGUAGAUAUCCGCGAUAAUAUUUAUUAUCCUUGUUCAAGGACCACGGACACGUCAGUGUCCCAUCAAACAACCAUCCCGUUUAACUCGACACGCGCACACGGGACACGUUAUCCCGCGUCAUUGCGCGACCAGCGUUCGUGCACGCAUCGGGUACACGGAUACAUAACACAUACACACAGACACAUAAACUGAGAGAGAGAGAGACAACCGCACACGUACACAGAAAACACAUACACGCCGAUACACAUGGCCCCGAUUUUUCCGCGAGAUUGUUCUCUUUUUCACAAGACUGACUAUCACCGAUUACAGCUCCCGGGGUAAAUUCGACGGACGUUCCGCCCUGCUCAAUCCACACUUAAGCCACGCUGUCACUGCGUUUCACUUCCUUUUCCAUGUUUCUUUCGACUUACUUUGUCUGUCUUUCUCCGUCAGCAAAAAUAUUGACGUCGCCCCCUUUGUCCGUCGAUCGCGAAACGCCAGACUCAGUCGAGCGUGCCGGCGAAAUUCUCUCUCACGAGCGAGAUCCGUCUCGCUUCCUUCGACCCGGUCUUCGUCUUCUUGGUUAAAAUUAGUGGCCUAUGCCCCCCCGAAGACAGCACGGGGCAAGAAGAAAAAAGGAAGAACAAUGAAAAGCGAUGGAAGCGGAGGAGGAAGAAGAAGAAGAGGAAGAGUCAUCACCGGUGUCUUUUCUGGUGCUCGUUCCCUAUCACCGCUACUCACUACCGCCGCCGAUACCAUCAUCCCACCCGACCUCCGCGACAACCCUUUCUACGCAUUAAAAGUUGACGGAAAAGCGGUACCACUCCGGCUAAUCAGGAUGCAUCGAGGCGUUUCGAAGCGGAGAUUUUCGCCGGCGGGCGAGACCACUCGUAUCAUCACUAUAAAUAGUUCCUGCUACAAGAGCGAUUAUACCAAAUAGUACUGUAAAACGGCUGAGUAAAUACGAUGGCUGCUGUAUGUAAUAGCAAUUUGCUGGAAAAUGCUCACACUCCGGUUUGGCUUGGGAUACCCGCGAACGAGCUCGCCGUGAAAGUGACGUACGAUAGGGAGAGAGAGAGAGAGACGACGACGCGCUUUCUACUUCGAGGAUCCUGGUGGCCUGUGAUGUACACGAGGUAAGGAUCGAAAGACUUGAACAAUAGCGUUUAACUAUAUACAGUUUGUUAAGAUGACCUGUUCCAAACACGCGGUCGGAGGUAGCAAGGCGACACGCGCGCGCGCGCGUAGCCAAACGCUUCGAAACGAUAGUUACCAGAUUCUGACAAUCAUGCAGCAUAUACGAACGUACACGCCGAUUUCUAUUUACUCAGUGACAUUUCGUAUUCGCGAUAAUUCUUAUUCACCGUGCAGUACCCGUUAUCCACCCGACACCGUGUAUCACCGUCGCGUCGCGCGGACCGUUAAUUAAGUAAAACUCUCGUGGGAUAUGGUCCCUUGGCUGCCUCCGCGGACCGCGUUCAAACGAGCUUCCAGUUAAAUAUUAUUUUAUACGUUUCCCAACCACGUUGACCGAGGAUAUACAUAUUAUACAGCUUGCACCGAUAAAACCGCACGUACGUCACUUUCCCGCGCGAGCCGUUCGCGAGUCGUCGCCCGGUUGGAUUCCGAUACCGAUAGAACGCCGCAAGAAUUCUUACGAACUAAUCUGCGCUGAUUCGUAGAACAACGUUACGAUCGGGGAGAGGGGUAGGUGUUGCAUUUUAUAGUCACUGGGGCUGGAUGCUCGCGGGGGCUCGCCAAGAUUCGUGCUCCGGAUGGGGUAUGAAGUUCGUGAUCCAGUCGAUCCGGCACCGCUUCCGGUGGGUCGAUGUCACUUCCGGGCACUGUUUCAUCUUUAAAUAAUGUUUUCGGGAUCGCUGUAAUAACAACAGGAACAACAACGCUCGGUUCUUAUUCGUUGACACUUGUUGCUUCGUUAAUUCUUCUUCUGUAUACUGUAUUCUUCGAAAGCGAUCCCGGCCGGGGAUUCGACGAGCGUCGUCGGAACAGGCGUCGCUGUUACGUUUAACACGAACAAAUCGACCGGUCGACUCGUUGUGGUCGAGAGCCCCGCGAAGUCGCUCGGAAGACGGACGAAACGAUGCUGCCCCGACGCUUGUUCUUCUUUCCGGCGCGAGAAGGAAAUCCCGUCCGUUCGCGCGAAUCUUGGCGAGUGCCUCGAUGGGGAAGCGAAUGCACGCUCUCGGCGAACGUAACGAGAUGGUGGCAGAGUCCUGUUCGAAAACGGAACGAUAGAGACGAAACUUAAUAAGCGAGAAUAGACGUGGGACGAGGAAUAAACGAAAUACGGUGUGAAAGAGGACGAACGAAAAAGAAAAUUCGUGAAUACGAUACGGACGAAGAACAAUAUUGAAAUUUUAAUCGUAGACCACAAUUUCGCAACAAUAUUUCGAUAACCAGACGGAA
Molecule: messenger RNA, 5743 nt
Organism: Megalopta genalis
Lineage: Eukaryota; Metazoa; Arthropoda; Insecta; Hymenoptera; Halictidae
Gene: lov
Product: BTB/POZ domain-containing jim lovell protein
Biological process (GO): regulation of transcription by RNA polymerase II
Cellular component (GO): nucleus
Molecular function (GO): DNA binding; protein binding
Source: RefSeq, a predicted model, not a curated record